UGUUCAUUAUAUACAUCUAUAUGAUGUAUUGUUACACCAUGUAGGAGCAAGUAUAGACCUAGUCUGUUCAUUAUAUAAAUCUAUAUGAUGUAUUGUUACACCUUGUAGGAGCAAGUAUAGACCUUGUCUGUUCAUUAUAUACAUCUACAUGAAAAAAAGGAAAAUUAUAUUAUUUUAUACUAAUACAAUUGCUCAUAGAAAGAUUUAGUUUAACAUGUAAUUCUCAAAGGCAGGGGUCUGAAUUAUUGCCUCCCAUGUUUUCAAUACUCCAGCACCCUCCCCUUGGGAGGAUAAUGACACUCAAAUGUUUUAUGAGAUUAGAGAACACAUUGGGUGGGAUCUUAGACCAUUCCUCCAUACAGAAUCUCUCCAGGUCCUUGAUUUCUUUUGUCUGCGCUUGUGGAUUGCCCUGUUCAAUUCAAACCACAGGUUUUCAAUGGAGUUCAAGUCCGAAGACUGAGAUAGCCAUUGAAAAUGUUGAUUUUGUGCCCAAUUAACCAUUUCUUUGUGGAUGUUGAUGUGUCUUGUUGGAAGAUCCACUUAUGGCCAAGUUUCAGCCUCUUAGCAGAGAGGAAACCAGGUUUUGGGCUAAAAUAUACUGGUAGUGGGUAAAGUUUAUUUAUUUAGUUAUUUUAUACAGUACUUUUUGCUCAUCUUUAUCAAGGGUAUCAAUAACUAUGUGCUUAUUUGAUAUCUAGUUAUUUGACUGAAUCAGAAAUACAGAUGUGUAGUAGAUGUAGAGUUUGUUUUAAAUUCUCAUACAAAAAUCUGAACUAAUCAAACAACACUUGUUGCUCUUUGUAUGUGUUGACAUAAUAUUCUUAUUUAAUGGAGAGGGAAAAAACGUUUCCCUAAACUGCUUUAUAAUAUUAUAAUUCAAUGAAGAAGAAGAAAAGUUUUCCCUCAACUGCGUUUCCUCCCUCCAGACAGCAGAUGGCGAUAUGUGUCUUUCAGGCGAUGUUUCUAGUGUGAUGUAUAAUCUAGUGGACGGAACGCUUCUUCAACAACUGCAGCCACCUCGGUAGCUCGCUAGACAACAAAGUCGGAACAUUCAAGUUCUUUAGACAAUUCCGUGGUUUAUUUGCCACUAUGAUUUAAACAUACCUAUGUGGAAACAACUAGCUACCCCAUUUAAUUGAAUAUUUACGUAAGUCAACUAGCUGGCUGGUUAAAUUAGCACUAUUCUAGUCGCUAAUGCUAACUAGCUAUUAUCCCCGACCAUGAGCUCACUAAGUUUAUCUCCUUCUGCUGAAGAAGAGGAGGUCUGCUGGACGGAGAAAGAAGUUCUCAUGAAAGAGGAGGAGGAAGAGGAGGCUGUUACAAUACAGAAACAAGUAGAGGGGGAGGCUGUUACAGUGAAAGAAGAAGAGAAAGACGCCUUCAGAGUGAAAGAGGAGGAAGAUUCGGUUUUUGGAGUGGAGGAUGAAGUGAAAGAAGAGGACGUUUUAGGAAUGAAGGAUGAGGAGGGGGAGAUUACUGUCACAUUAGAGGAGGAUGAAGAAGAGAAGACUGGAGAACUGAUUAACACCAGUAAAUACAGAGAGAGAUGGGACUAUCGUGGAUCCUCUGGGGAGCCUCAACAACAUCAUGAUGCUGACGAGGCAGAGAAAAGUCUCUCCAGAUCAGAACUCCUCAAGAAACACCAGCAAAGACCCACAGGGAAGAAAUCGAACUGCUGCUCUGACUGUGGGAAACAUUGCAAAUCUUCAUCAGAACUUAAAAUACACCAGCGAGUACACACAGGAGAGAAAUCAUAUAGCUGUAAUAAAUGUGGGAAGAGUAUUACUCCGUCAAGUAGCCUGGUAUCACACCAGAGAACACACACAGGAGAGAAACCUUAUAGCUGUGAUCAGUGUGGCAACAGUUUUACUAAUUCAAGAAACCUGCUAACACACCAGAGAACACACACAGGAGAGCACCAAUAUAGCUGUGAGCAUUGUGGAAAAAACUUUUCUCGGAUAGGACACCUUAAAGGACACCAGAGAACACACACAGGAGAGAAACCUUAUAGCUGUGAUCAAUGUGGCAAGAGUUUUACUAAGUCAAACAACCUGGUAUCACACCAGAGAACACACACAGGAGAGCAGCCAUAUAGCUGUAAGCAAUGUGGGAGGAGUUUUUCUCAGUCAAACAGCCUGGAUAGACACCAGAGAACACACACAGGAGAGAAGCCUUAUAGCUGUAAUCAGUGUGGGAAGAGUUUUACUCAGUCAAGCAACCUGGUAUCACACCAGAGAACACACACAGGAGAGCAGUCAUAUAGCUGAGAGCAAUGUGAUGAGAUACUCUCAUUCAAGUGGUCUGAUUAAACAUCAGAAAAUACAUGCAGGAGAUCCACAGAGUGUGGAAUGAUCUCCAACACCAGACCUAUAUAAAUCAAAUCACAUUUUAAUUGUCACAUACACUUGUUUAGCAGAUGUUAUUGCGGUUGUAGCAAAAUGCUUGUGUUUCUAGCUCCAACAGUCCAGUAAUAUCUAACAAGUACUUUCUAACAAUGCACACAAUCUAAAAGAAUGUAAUUAAGAAUAUAUAAAUAUUUGGACGAGUGAUGUCAGAGCGGCAUAGACUAAGAUACAGUAGAAUAGGAUAGAAUACAGUAUAUACAUAUGAGAUGAGCAA
Molecule: messenger RNA, 2619 nt
Organism: Oncorhynchus tshawytscha (Chinook salmon)
Lineage: Eukaryota; Metazoa; Chordata; Actinopteri; Salmoniformes; Salmonidae
Product: gastrula zinc finger protein XlCGF17.1-like
Exons: 2
Coding region: 1221-2267 (348 amino acids)
Biological process (GO): regulation of transcription by RNA polymerase II
Cellular component (GO): nucleus
Molecular function (GO): DNA-binding transcription activator activity, RNA polymerase II-specific; RNA polymerase II cis-regulatory region sequence-specific DNA binding
Source: RefSeq, a predicted model, not a curated record